Saccharomyces eubayanus is the source of this 2403-nucleotide messenger RNA. It is a transcript of the gene TAF5, whose product is annotated as chromatin modification protein. The record is from RefSeq and is a predicted model, not a curated record. The transcript has a single exon. NCBI's taxonomy places the organism in Eukaryota, Fungi, Ascomycota, Saccharomycetes, Saccharomycetales, Saccharomycetaceae. Gene Ontology annotation, biological process: transcription initiation at RNA polymerase II promoter. Gene Ontology annotation, molecular function: RNA polymerase II general transcription initiation factor activity; protein binding. Gene Ontology annotation, cellular component: transcription factor TFIID complex. The coding region runs from base 1 to 2403 and encodes 800 amino acids.
AUGUCACAGAAGCAAGGUACGAAUCAGAACCAGAAUGGUGCUCACCAGCCACAGCCCGCGAAGAACCAGCGAUCUAAUAAUGCCGCUGGCGCUAAUUCCGCGCAACCGCCACAACAGCAGAGCCAAGGCCAGUCCCAGCAGCAGGGGAAAUCCAAUGGCCCGUUUUCUGCCUCCGACUUAAAUAGAAUUGUUUUGGAAUAUUUGAAUAAAAAGGGAUACCACCGCACAGAGGCAAUGCUGAGAGCCGAGAGUGGACGUACGUUAACACCUCAGAACAAGCCAGCAAACACUAAAACGGGGAAAUUUCCUGAACAAUCGGUAGCCCCUCCAAACCCGGGAAAGACUGCCAAGCCCAUAAGUAAUCCAACAAGUUUAUCAUCCAAGAGAGAUGCAGAAGGUGGGAUCGUCUCCAAUGAACGGCUGGAAGGGUUCAAUGCGCCCGAGAACUACAUAAGGGCAUACUCAAUGUUGAAAAACUGGGUGGAUUCAUCUUUGGAAAUUUACAAGCCGGAACUGAGCUACAUCAUGUAUCCAAUAUUCAUUUAUUUAUUCUUAAAUUUAGUGGCAAAGAAUCCCGUGUAUGCCCGUCGUUUUUUUGACAGAUUUUCUCCAGACUUUAAGGAUUUCCAUGGUUCAGAAAUCAACAGACUCUUUAGUGUUAAUUCUAUAGAUCACAUCGAGGAAAAUGAAGUGGCUAGCGCGUUCCAAUCCCAUAGGUAUAGAAUCACCAUGUCUAAAACCACCUUAAAUCUUCUCUUGUAUUUUCUAAAUGAAAACGAGAGUGUAGGAGGGUCAUUAAUAAUCAGUGUCAUAAAUCAACAUCUGGACCCGAAUAUCGUGGAAUCUGUAACUGCAAGGGAAAAGUUGGCCGACGGUAUAAAAGUUCUCAGUGAUGGUGAAAACGGGAAUGGGAAACAAAACCUAGAAAUGAAUUCUGUUCCUGUCAAGCUGGGACCUUUCCCCAAAGAUGAAGAAUUCGUAAAAGAAAUCGAAACAGAAUUGAAGAUUAAGGAUGAUCAAGAGAAACAACAAAAUCAACAAACCUCGGAUGAAAAUAAUUCCGAGGCAAACAGUAGGACUUUAUUGCAAGAAUAUAAAGCCAUGAAUAACGAAGGAUUUGAAGAAUACGCUGGCGAAGAGGAUAAAGAUAAAGUUAAAGAGAAAACCGCCAAAGACGAGGAGAAGAAGGAAAUUGAGUUGAAAGUGGACGAUAAGAAAACAGACAGCAAUUUAUAUUCUCCUGCAAGAGAUAUAUUACCUCUGCCUCCAAAGACGGCAUUAGAUUUAAAACUGGAGAUCCAAAAGGUCAAAGAAUCCCGUGACGCUAUCAAAUUAGAUAAUCUGCAAUUGGCAUUGCCCAGUGUAUGCAUGUACACCUUUCAAAAUACAAAUAAGGACAUGUCAUGUUUAGAUUUCAGUGAUGAUUGUAGAAUAGCAGCCGCCGGGUUCCAAGACAGUUACAUCAAGAUCUGGUCACUUGAUGGUUCAUCUUUAAACAAUCCUAACAUCAUGCCGAACAAUAACAAUAGCGAACACAGGGAUACUGAUGAUCCAACUUGUAAAACCCUAGUCGGGCAUAGCGGGACAGUGUAUGCCACGAGUUUCAGUCCCGAUAAUAAAUACUUGCUUUCAGGUUCCGAAGACAAAACCGUCAGGCUAUGGUCCAUGGACACACACACUGCAUUAGUAAGUUACAAAGGCCACAAUCAUCCCGUUUGGGACGUUAACUUCUCUCCGUUGGGCCACUAUUUCGCCACUGCGUCGCACGACCAAACCGCACGGCUAUGGUCAUGUGAUCACAUAUACCCAUUAAGAAUAUUUGCUGGACAUUUAAAUGAUGUUGACUGUGUGUCAUUCCAUCCAAAUGGUUGUUAUGUAUUUACCGGGUCCAGUGACAAGACGUGUAGAAUGUGGGACGUCUCCACGGGUGACUCGGUCAGAUUAUUUUUGGGCCAUACUGCACCUGUCAUCUGUAUCGCCGUUUCUCCGGAUGGCAGGUGGCUAUCUACGGGUAGCGAAGAUGGUAUUAUAAACAUAUGGGACAUUGGCACAGGUAAAAGGCUGAAGCAAAUGCGUGGACACGGUAAGAACGCCAUAUAUUCUCUGUCUUACAGCAAAGAGGGAAACGUACUGAUCAGUGGAGGUGCCGAUCAUUCGGUCCGUGUAUGGGAUUUGAAAAAAGCCACUACCGAGCCAAGCGCCGAGCCAGAUGAGCCAUUCAUCGGGUACUUAGGCGACGUUACCGCGUCAAUAAACCAGGAUAUAAAGGAAUACGGACGCAGAAGGACGGUCAUCCCCACCAGCGAUUUAGUGGCAUCGUUCUACACCAAGAAAACACCCGUUUUCAAAGUCAAAUUCAGCAGAAGCAAUUUGGCUCUUGCGGGGGGCGCCUUCAGACCAUAA